Molecule: messenger RNA, 3749 nt
Organism: Dermochelys coriacea (leatherback sea turtle)
Lineage: Eukaryota; Metazoa; Chordata; Testudines; Dermochelyidae
Gene: UBTF
Product: upstream binding transcription factor
Source: RefSeq, a predicted model, not a curated record
AGUGAAGCUUGGUUGAUUUAAGGCAGAUUGAGAGGCAGCAGGAGAGACCCAAAAAGGGAUCACCCUUGGGUCAGACAGGUGGAGAAUGAACGGAGAAGCCGAUUCUACAGACUUGGAAAUGACAGCUCCAAGAAUCAAGGACCGUUGGUCCCAGGAGGACAUGCUGACCCUGCUGGAGAGCAUGAAAGGCAACCUGCCCUCCAACGAUGGCAGCAAAUUCAAAACCACCGAGUCCCAUCUGGAUUGGGACAAAGUGGCCUUCAAGGACUUCUCUGGCGAGAUGUGCAAGAUGAAGUGGAUGGAGAUCUCCACCGAGGUGAGGAAAUUCCGAACGCUGAGACUGAUCAUGGAUGCUGAGGAACACGUAAAGAAUCCUUACAAGGGCAAAAAACACCCCGAUUUCCCCAAGAAGCCCCUGACACCCUACUUCCGCUUCUUCAUGGAGAAGCGAGCCAAAUACGCCAAGCUGCACCCUGAAAUGAGUAACCUGGAUCUGACCAAAAUCCUGUCCAAGAAAUACAGGAGCUCCCUGAAAAGAAAAGGUACUGAAAUGAAAUACAUCCAGGACUUCCAGCGGGAGAAGCAGGAGUUUGAGCGGAACCGGCAAGAUUCAGGGAAGACACACCCAGAUCUUAUUCAGAACGCCAAGAAGUCGGACGUCCCUGAGAAACCCAAGACCCCCCAGCAGCUGUGGUACAAUCGGAAGAAAAUCUACCUGAAAGUGCGCCCGGAUGCCACCACGAAGGAGGUGAAGGACGCGCUGGGCAAGCAGUGGUCUCAACUCUCCGACAAAAAGAGGCUGAAAUGGAUUCAUAAGGCCCUGGAACAGCGAAAGGAGUACGAGGAGAUCAUGCGGGAUUACAUCCAGAAGCACCCAGAGAUGAACCUCGAGGAGGGUGUCACGCGCUCCACCCUCACCAAGGCAGAACGCCAGCUCAAGGACAAGUUUGAUGGGCGACCCACCAAGCCGCCUCCGAACAGCUACUCUCUGUACUGUGCGGAGCUGAUGGCCAACAUGAAGGACGUCCCCAGCACGGAGCGGAUGGUGCUGUGCAGUCAGCAGUGGAAGCUGCUUUCCCAGAAGGAGAAACCGUACCACAAAAAGUGUGAUCAGAGAAAGAAAGAUUACGAAAUCGAACUCCUUCGCUUCCUGGGGUGGAGCCUGCCCGAGGAGGAACAGCAGAGGGUGCUGGGGGAAGAGAAGAUGCUGGGAGCGAACAAGAAAGGUGCCACCAGCCCAGCUUAAAAGUCAUCACCAGACACUGGCAAGGCAGGUUCUGAGAAACCCAAACGGCCCAUUUCUGCUAUGUUUAUCUUCUCGGAGGAGAAGCGAAAGCAGCUGCAGGAAGAGCGACCCGAGCUUUCCGAGAGCGAACUGACCCGGCUGCUGGCGCGGAUGUGGAACGACCUUUCAGAGAAGAAAAAGGCCAAGUACAAAGCCCGGGAGGCAGCCAUGAAGGCGCAGUCGGAGAAGAAACACGGCUCGGACAAGGAGGAGCGCGCCAAGCUGCCCGAGUCGCCCAAGACGUCCGAAGAGAUCUGGCAGCAGAGCGUCAUCGGAGACUACCUGGCUCGCUUCAAGAACGACCGGGGGAAGGCGCUGAAGGCCAUGGAGGCCACUUGGAACAACAUGGAGAAGAAGGAGAAGCUGAUGUGGAUAAAGAAGGCGGCGGAGGAUCAGAAGCGAUUCGAGAGAGAGCUGAGUGAGAUGCGGGCCCCCCCGUGCUCUACAAACUCCUCAAAGAAGAUGAAAUUCCAGGGAGAGCCGAAGAAACCCCCCAUGAACGGUUACCAGAAGUUCUCCCAGGAGCUGCUGUCAAACGGCGAGCUCAACCACCUGCCGCUGAAGGAGCGGAUGGUGGAAAUCGGCAGCCGCUGGCAGCGCAUCUCCCAGGGCCAGAAGGACUAUUACAAGAAGAUGGCCGAAGAGCAGCAGAAGCAGUACAAGAUGCACCUGGAAAUCUGGCUCAAGAGCCUGUCGCCGCAGGAGCGAGCUGCCUACAAAGAACACACCUCAAAUAAGCGCAAGAGCAUGGGGAAGGUCCGGGGGCCGAACCCCAAAAUGAAGCCCGCCAUGCAGAUCAAGUCGGAGUCCGAGGAGGAGGACGACGACGAUGAUGAGGAGGAGGAAGAGGAUGACGAUGACGACGACGACGACGACGACAACGGGGACUCGUCCGAGGAAGGUGGGGACUCGUCAGAGUCGAGCAGCGAGGAGGAGAGCGAGGAUGGGGAUGAGAACGAGGACGAUGACGAAGAAGACGACGACGAAGAGGAAGAUGACAAUGACUCCGAGGGCAGCAGCAGCUCUUCCUCUUCCUCAGGCGAUUCUUCUGACUCAGACUCCAACUGAAAACGCCCACGGCGCCACCUUCUUGCCGGACUUUCAGUAAUUCCCUUCCCCCCCCCCCGACCAGUAAUAUCCUGGCUGGAGAUCUGGGUUGAUGGUUACAGGGAGGGGGAUGGGAAAAUCACUGUGGCUAAUUUUUUUCCCCCCUCCCUCUUAAAGAAUUUCACACUAAUGGGGUGCGGGGGGCAGCUGAUAAAAGGCUUUGUUUGGGGGAGGAAGAAGGGGAUAUUCUGUGUUGUUUUUCCCCGUAGAGUUUGCAUUCAAUCCUUUAUUUUAUUUUUGUUUUUUGGGAGGGAGGGGGAUUUUUACACCUCAGAGCCCCCGCAGCUGCCCCCCCCGCCUUCCCCUUCAACUUCCAGCUACCCCUCUGGACUUUAUACAAAACCCCCACAAAAAUCCUUUUUAAAACAGCGACAAAAAUGUGGCAAGAGGCGCAGAGUGUUGUUCCGGUGGCGCGCGAGCCGAGUGGCUCAGGACUCAGCCAUCGGGACGAUCUCCCGCUUUGCCUCUCCAGCUGGAGGAGGGGACGGUCUUGUACAGUCUGAAGCUGCACCCAGAGCUCCUGGAGAGCAAAGUCCCACUGCACUUAAGAGCUCCUGGAAUGAACUUACCAGCGGCAUUUCCCUCUGGGGACAGGGGAGAAUUUUUGUGUGUGUGUUUGGGGCGGGGUGGGGUGGGGGGGUUUAAAAAGACGUUGCCCAGUUUCGGGGGUGGGAAGGGCUGGCACUGGGUGGGGGAGUUAGGGGCUGUUACGGAGCAUACCACUGGUUGCUGAUCAUUGCAUCACCCGAAGAAAACAUGGUUGAUUCAUCGUAUUCAACCAGGAUUUGGGCAAAGGCGGUGGCAGGCGGAUCCCAGAUUUGAUUUUUUUUUUUUUUUUUUAAACAAUGAAAUGACCAAUUGUUGUACUGGAACGGGGCAUUUGUCGACUGGGAUGGGGGGGAUGGGAGGGUUCGGCUGCGAGGAGAGAUCAUCUGUGUCAUCGGUGGUUGUCGUGCUGUUGUAUUAUAUUUUUGUUUUCUUUUAUAAAGCGAGAAAGAUCCAUCUUUUUAUAAUCAAAAUCUCUGUCUCUGGCUAGCCACCCGGCUUGGCAUCGCGCCCCUCCCGCCCCGCUGCCCACAGCAAACAUGAGAGGUGCCAACGUCAGGUCGGUGUGCAGAUUGUUUGGGGGGGGGCAUCUGGAAUAGGGGCAGGAUGGUGCUUGCCAAAGGAACUCAGCUGUGUCAUCGCAUGCUGGAUGCUGGCUGGUUGGGAUAGAGGUGGGGCCACGCCCGCCAGUCUCACAACUCCGGGGCCCAUCUGUGCAAUCUGUUCAGCUGCAGUGUUGCUACCAGCUCCGAUGAUAUUGCUCAGAUUUUUAUUUUUGUUUUGUUUAAAGGAAAAUUGGGGAAACUUGAUC